Corythoichthys intestinalis (scribbled pipefish) is the source of this 3667-nucleotide messenger RNA. Its product is annotated as gastrula zinc finger protein XlCGF57.1-like. Gene Ontology annotation, molecular function: DNA-binding transcription factor activity, RNA polymerase II-specific; RNA polymerase II cis-regulatory region sequence-specific DNA binding. The transcript is spliced from 3 exons. NCBI's taxonomy places the organism in Eukaryota, Metazoa, Chordata, Actinopteri, Syngnathiformes, Syngnathidae. The record is from RefSeq and is a predicted model, not a curated record. Gene Ontology annotation, biological process: regulation of DNA-templated transcription. Bases 429 to 2384 code for a protein of 651 amino acids.
AACUAUCGAAUGCUCAUUGACGCCGUAAUCACUUCGCCGUCACCGCAACGCAGGAGUAUAACUCAGGCUUUACUGUCUGUUUCACGUUGGACAAUGAAAAGUACUAAAAAAAGAAAAAAGCAAGCGGUGUCGUAUACGUGCGCGUCAUGAGGAUCUGCUGGAGUUGCUGCUCGAUUGCUUUGGAAAAGUCGUGCUUUGAAAACAAUCCACCGACCUCCACGACGUAAUUUAAUUGUAAAUGGACUGAAAGGUGUCAGAUAUUUUUGGACAACAAUCCGUUCAGUCUCGCUUCUGCUUCGAGUCGUUUGGAUGCACUUUGGAACUUUGAGGCCUGCUAAGGUUAGCCUAGCCUAGUUUAGCAGCUAACAAAGAGAAACAACGCGCCUGGGAUAAACACAUCGCCGAGCAAGCAAUCGUUAAGUCCCAAAAUGUCAGAUGUCAGUCAAGCGCAUCGUCCUGAACGCCUGGAGUCUGCUCCCAUGGAAGAAGCGGAAGAGUCGCCAUACAUCAAAAAGGUGGAGGAAGAAUUUGUCCACAUUAAAGAGGAGCAGGAGGAGUACUUCAUUAGACUGCAGAACCCCCACAUUAAGGAAGAGCAGCAACCUCAUCCCCUCAAAAAGGAGGAGGUGGACCCUCCAUAUGUUAAAGUGGAGGUGGUGAACAUCCCCAAGUGGACUAGUGAGCCCUUAAAGGGUGAAGAUGGAGGUCCGAGUGAAGCCAGCAGUUGGACGGAGCCUCCGAAUGGCAGUAGCAGUUCAAAAGAAGGGUCCCAAGCAGACAACCUCAUUGCUCGACCAUCAGAGAGUGACGACUUCACAUCACACUCGCUGCCCUGUUUCAGAAAAUAUCUUGGUGCUGAGCCAGAAUCUCCUGGCAUAAAAGAGGAUGUUGCGCUCCCCCAAAUCAAAGAGGAGCCAAAGCCCUGUCAACAGAAGCAACUUCCAAUCAAAAAGGAGGAGGAGGCGCUGCCAUAUGGUAAAGAGGAGGAGGAGCGUAUUACCAGGUGGACUGGUGAUCCUUUGAAGAGUGAAGAUGGUCUGAAUGAGGCCGGCAGAGGGGCGGAGCGUCCAAGCGGCAGCAGCUCAACAGAAGGAUUGCAAGCAGACAUUUUCAUCGCUCCAUCAGACAGAGAUGCCGCCACGUCACACUCACCUUACAAUGAUGAUGGCCAUAAGACAUCUCACGGUGACGACAAACUCUGCAAAUGCUCUCAGUGUGGGAAAACCUUUGCUAAUAAGUAUAAUUGUCGGAUGCAUAUGAGGAGCCACACUGGUGAAAAGCCUUUUUCCUGCUCAGUUUGUGGAAAAGGUUUUGUUUCGGUGGGAAACCUAAAACAACACACAAGAACCCACACUGGCGAAAAACCUUUUUUCUGCUUGGUUUGUGAUCAAAGAUUUGCUUGGAAGCAACGUUUAAAACAUCACACAAGAAGCCACACUGGGGAAAAACCUUUUGCAUGCUCAGUUUGUGGAAAAGGUUUUGUUGAAGCGGGAGACUUAACAAAACACACAAGAACCCACACUGGUGAAAAACCUUUUUCCUGCUCAGUUUGUGAUCAAAGAUUCACUCUGAAGCAACACUUACAACGACACAUAAGAACCCAUACUGGUGAAAAGCCUUUUUCCUGCUCAGUUUGUGGAAAAGGUUUUGUUCAAGCGGGAGACUUGACAACACACACAAAAACCCACACUGGUGAAAAGCCUUUUUCCUGCUCAGUUUGUGGAAAAGGUUUUGUUCAAGCGGGAGACUUAACAAAACACACAAGAACCCACACUGGGGAAAAACCUUUCUCCUGCUCAGUUUGUGGAAAAUGUUUUGUUCAGUCGGGAGACUUAACAAAACACACAAAAACCCACACUGGUGAAAAAGCUUUUUCCUGCUCAGUUUGUGAACGAAGAUUCGCUCAGAAGCAGCACUUACAACGACACAUAAGAACACACACUGGCGAAAAACCUUUUUCCUGCCCAGUUUGUGCUCGUCAAUUCGCUCAGAAGCAACAGUUAAAAAUACACACAAGAACCCACACUGGCGAAAAACCUUUUUCCUGCUCAGUUUGUGGUCAAGGUUUCGCUCGAAAGGAACACUUAAACGAACACACGAGAACCCACACUGGCGAAAAACCUUUUUCCUGCCCAGUUUGUGAUAAAAGAUUCAGUGACAAGACCACCUUAAAAAAACACACAAGAACCCACACUGGCGAAAAACCUUUUCCAUGCUCGGUUUGUGGUCAAAGAUUCGGUCGAAAGUCCACCUUAAAACAACACACAAGAAUCCACACUGGCAAAAAACCUUUUUCCUGCUCAGUUUGUGGUCGAGGUUUCGCUGCAAAGAUUGACUUACAAAAACACAUAAGAACCCACACUGGCGAAAAACCUUUAGGUUAGGUUAGGGUUGGCGGGUGACGUUCGUAUUCAUGGUACACUUUAUUUUUGUGAUUGCAUUUGUGUUUGGACUUUGCCAUUUCGUGUUUUACCUUUUCUGGCCAUCAACGUCUUUCCUUUGGUUCUCUCGCCGACUGGCAUCAUUUAUAUCAUAAUCUCCUAUUCAAACUACACUUUUCACAUUUAAUAUUUGAAACCGCAGACCCCAAAUUCCAAAAACUCAAAAUCAUUCAUAGAUCUUGUCAUUAAAUAAAUAUGGACAUUUAGAAUACAUUGUUCAAUAUUGCAAAAAAAAAAAAAGAAAAUAAAAAACUGACUCACAAAUGAGUUUUGUGUGGGGGUUAAUGUAAAUAUAUAUAUGUAUUUUUUUCAAUUACUAUUACUACUCGUGAUUGACAGAGUAUGAGAGACAAAUAAACAAAAAUAAAGAAGAAAAAAGGACUGACAGUAAAGUCGUGUUCUUACUACAAGAAUUGUUUUUUUUUCCCCUUGCAGCAAGUCAAGUUAUGGGAUCUCAUCUUCUUUUUUAAAAAUAAAUAUCUAAAUAAAUAAAACACACAGAAUCAUUUCUGUAUUUAACUUGCAGAUUAUAUAUGUUUUGUGUUGAAAAUUUUGUUUUCUUUUAAUAACAUGGUCGCCACCUGACACCUACAGUGGUCUCAUUGAAUAAUUGGAAUGGAAAAGUUCACUGUUGCCAUGAAACAGUUGCCAUGUUUUUUUUGAAAUAAAUUCUUCACAAACAUCCUCAUCUGUAUUGGAUCCAUAUAAUACGGUUCGCAGUUUCAUUACAAAGUUCAGUGACAUUAUUUAUAUCAUACUCUCCCUUUCAAACUACAGUUUUCACAUUUAAUAUUUGAAACCGCAGACCCCAAAUUCCAAAAAUUACAAAUCAUUCAAAACACUAUCAUGAAAUUUAUAUGGGAAAUUAGAAUAUAUUGUUCAAUAUUGCAAAAAUACUGAUUAUAAAAAAAAUCUAUUCUGGCUCACAAAUGAUUUUUGUGUGUGGGGAUAAACGUUACCAUGGCGCAAAAAUGAAUUUUCACUCUACAAAAACGGUGAAAUUUUCUAAAAUUCAAUUGGAGAUUGAAAAUGAACAUUUUUAUGAUGAUAGUUCUAUAUUAGUGCUCAGUGGGGAAAAGUUAGUUGAGGAUCUAGACCAGGGGUGCUCAAAGUUUUUUGCUCCAAGAUCUACUUUUAAAUGAGACAACCUCCCGCGAUCUACCUUAAGAGAGGAGGGUGAACUAAAAAAAAGAAAAAAAAUUAAAUGUACAGUUACAGUAAUUAUG